Molecule: messenger RNA, 816 nt
Organism: Thlaspi arvense
Lineage: Eukaryota; Viridiplantae; Streptophyta; Magnoliopsida; Brassicales; Brassicaceae
Source: the annotation of a GenBank genome assembly
AUGGCGGGAGAGAAUCAAGAAAAAGCCCUAGAAUCAAAACCACCACACUUUGUGCUAAUACAUGGCAUGAGCUUGGGAUCAUGGUGCUGGUACAAAAUCAAAUGUCUCAUUGAAGUCUCUGGCUUCGUCGUCACUUGCAUCAACCUAAAAUCUUCCGGCAUCGAUCCUUCCUCAGCCGACUCUCUAAAUUCCUUCGACCAAUACAACCAACCACUCAUCGAUUUCCUCUCCUCAUUACCCGAACAAGAACAGGUGAUACUUGUGGGUCACAGUGCAGGAGGACUUAGCGUAACAAGCGCGUUACAGAAGUUCCCUAAGAAGAUCUGUCUCGCUGUUUAUAUCGCAGCUACAAUGCUCAAGUUCGGGUUUCAGACCGAUCAAGACUUGAAAGAUGGAGUGCCUGAUCUAUCAGAAUAUGGCGAUGUCUAUGAGCUCGGAUUUGGUUUAGGACCCGAGAAUCCUCCGACCAGUGCUCUUAUCAAAUCGGAAUUUCGGAAAAAUCUCCUUCACCACAUGAGUCCUCAACAGGAUUGUGCGUUGGCUGCGUUAAUGAUGAGACCAGCUCCGCUUCUGGCGCUCACAACAGCAAAACUGGAUGAAGAAGAAGAGGAAGGGGAUAUGGCGCACGUGCCUCGCGUGUACAUCAAGACUUUGCAGGACCGGGUCGUGAAACCGGAGCAGCAGGAGGUUAUGAUUAAACGGUGGCCACCGAGCCAAACUUAUGAACUGGACAGUGACCAUUCUCCUUUCUUCUCUAACCCCUUUGCUCUCUUCGGUUUACUCCUCAAAGCUGCAGUUUCUGCAGGUUCCAUCUAA